GCCUGCCAGGCUUGCCACCCUAGCAGGGGCGUCGGGGGUUCUGGACUUGGUUGCCACUUCCUGAGCCGCGGGGAUGGAGGCGUCGCGCUGCCGGCUCGGACCCCGCGGGGACAGUGCCUUUGAAGAUGAGACCAUGAAGCUUCGACAGCUGAAACUAGAUAAUCAGAGAGCACUGCUGGAGAAGAAGCAGAGAAAAAAGCGCCUUGAGCCACUUAUGGUACAGCCAAAUCCAGAAGCAAGGCUUCGUCGAUCAAAGCCAAGAGGUAGCGAGGAGCAAACUCCUUUGGUGGAACCUCAUACCCCACAGAACGAUGUCAUCUUACAUGGCAUUGAUGGUCCAGCUGUCUUCUUGAAGCCAGAUGCUCAAGAUUUGGAAACCAAACUUCACGUUCUCUCAGUAGGCUCCUCUGCUACAGAAGAAGAUACUGAAGAAAGUGCUGAUGGAGAAAGCACUUUGGAGACUGUGUCCAAGCCAGAUCUCCAGGAGAUUCUCCAAAAACAUGGUAUCUCAGGUAGUUUGAACUUCGAUGAAGAGGAGACCGAUGGGGAGGAAGAAGGGAAAAAAUUAUGUCAUUCACCAUAUUCGGAGGCAGAGAGACCCAAUUCUGCAUCCAGCCAGAAAUCAACUACAGAUACGGGAGCUUCGGGAACUGCAGCCCAACAAACGGAAAACCAGCUGGGGGAAGUGGAGAACUUAGAGGACUUUGCAUAUAGUCCUGCCCCUCGGGGUAUUACAGUCAAGUGUCGGAUAACCAGGGAUAAAAAAGGAAUGGAUCGGGGUCUCUUCCCCACUUACUAUAUGCACUUGGAAAAGGACGAAAAUCGGAAGAUAUUUCUUCUUGCAGGUAGAAAGCGGAAAAAGAGCAAAACAUCCAACUACCUUAUCUCCACUGAUCCAACAGAUUUAUCUCGUGAAGGGGAAAGUUACAUUGGCAAACUCAGAUCCAACCUCAUGGGGACCAAGUUUACAGUUUAUGACCAUGGUGUCAGCCCGACCAAGGCCCAAGGUCUGGUAGAAAAGACUUAUAUCCGGCAGGAGCUGGCAGCCAUCUGUUACGAAACAAAUGUACUUGGAUUUAAAGGUCCUAGGAAAAUGUCUGUGAUUAUUCCAGGGAUGAAUAUGAAUCAUGAACGGAUCCCAUUUCGGCCACGAAAUGACCACGAGAGCUUGCUUUCCAAAUGGCAAAACAAAACCAUGGAGAACUUGAUUGAACUGCACAACAAGGCCCCAGUCUGGAACGAUGACACGCAGUCCUACGUCCUGAACUUCCAUGGCCGUGUCACUCAGGCAUCAGUGAAGAACUUUCAGAUAGUCCACGAGAAUGACCCUGACUACAUAGUCAUGCAGUUUGGACGCGUGGCAGAUGACGUGUUCACCCUGGACUACAACUACCCGCUGUGUGCACUUCAAGCCUUUGCCAUUGGGCUUUCUAGCUUUGACAGCAAGCUGGCCUGUGAAUGAGCAAACAGCAGGCACCUAGCUUUCUCACUCAGAGCUUUCAGGAGCCGAUACUUGCCUCCUUUGCUUUUGCCCCAGGCCAUGAAGAGCACCAGCCCGCCCCUUUGGGAGUAAUCCCCGAAUGUAUGUAUAUGUGUCUGCGUGCGUGUGUAUAUGUGUAUAUGUGUAUAUGCACACACGCACAUAUGUACACAUUCAACUUCUCUGGGCUCCACAGACCCAGUCAGGGGUCACGGCUUCACCUGGGUGAGGGGUGGUUCAGAGCACAGAAGGUUCCUGUCCAGAGCACAUUGGUAACUCCCGAGGGGACUGGCCAGCACAUUCUGUGCCUUUGCGGUCAGAUUUCCUACGCUUGGGAACUUGCAGCUAGAAUCAGGUUCUAAUGAUUACUUCCCGGGGUCUUUUUUUUGGGAAGACCUUUCCAGAGUGGGAUAGUUCCCUAAAUUGCCUUUAGUCUUCAGGUCUGCAGACUUUUUCUGUAAACGGCCAGAGAGUCCCUUACAGCUGCUCAGCCACGGCCAGUUCAGAAACCAGGGAGUGUGGCUGUGUUCCACUGAAACUUGGUUUACAAAAAUGGGCAGCGCGCCAGAUCUGGGAUAUUGCUGUAAGUGAUGGGCCUCGGCAUCUU
Lontra canadensis (Northern American river otter) is the source of this 2087-nucleotide messenger RNA. It is a transcript of the gene TULP3, whose product is annotated as TUB like protein 3. The record is from RefSeq and is a predicted model, not a curated record. Gene Ontology annotation, biological process: protein localization to cilium. Bases 74 to 1462 code for a protein of 462 amino acids. Lineage: Eukaryota; Metazoa; Chordata; Mammalia; Carnivora; Mustelidae. Gene Ontology annotation, cellular component: cilium. The transcript is spliced from 11 exons.